AUGUCUGACGCGGUACCGACCUCCGAAAUGAAGGCCGGAGAGGGCUAUGAGUUCGACGAGAACGAGAUCUUCAGCGACCGGCAACUGCAGCAGGUCAUUGAGGACGCUUUGCACGAGGAGAAGGAGAAGGAGCUUUUUUCGGAGAUCAGCACGGCUAUAGGAGCUCUGGACGAGUCUCAGGGCGACCACAAGCCGCCGGACGAGCUGACACAGGCGAUUGCCGAGGCAAUUGACCGUGUGAAGGAGCCGGAGGGUGUUCGUGAUGAGCGAGCGAUGGAUGAGAUGGAGCAGAUUGAGCAGAUGGAGCAUUUGGAGCAGAUUGAUCAGAUGGACCAGAUGGACCAGAUGGAGCACCUGGAGUCGCUCGGGUCGCUGGACUCGGGUGAGAACGAGAACGAGCUGGAGUCUGCGCUGGCCGAGAUGGUCCAAAGCGUGGUGGACGAGAACCUGUUUCCGGACAAGAACUCCGCCAAGCAGGCGGACCAGGACAUGGAGCAGUUCCAGUGGACCAAGAUGAUGGAGAAGGCCAUGGAGAUGGCCAUGGAGGAUCCAGAGCACCUGAUUUCGUCGAUGAACGACGCAGAGCCCGCUGGCAAGCAGAAGAAACGGCCGCAAAAGACCAAGCGCAGCCAGAUCAACCUCGCGAUCCAGCAGCGGCUGCAGCAGCAGGCCCGGGCGCUUCUGGCGCAACAGCAGCGCGACCGCGAGCUACGCCAGCAGGAGGGGAACAAGGACAAAGCUGGCAAGACAGACACUGCUCCGUUGCCUGCUAGUAUGCUACAGUUUACAGUUCCGACGCCGCCGACGUCGAUUCCCGCUCCGAAAAAGACAAUCGAUGGGCCUUCUGUCAUGGAGCAGUUCCAGAAGUUCCAGAAGCCGGCGGAGCAGUCUCCGUCGUCGAUCGCAGAGACGCAAGCGUUGCAACGAGGCAACUACACACAGAAUUACAGCAAGCCGGCCAUCAAGACGACUGCCCCGACGCCGCCCUCGUCGGCCUCGUCGAUCCCGUACGCCAAGAAGUCCGAGGGCUCGUUCCUGCGCACGAUUCUCACCAACCUGAACUUCUCGCACCUCGACAGCACGCAGAUCGCCGACCAGAUCUCGCCGCUUCAGCUGGACUCGAUCCGCAGCAGUGUUUCGCGGGCGGUGGAGUCGCUGAAAGGAGCCACGUCGCUCGGCAACAACAGGACCGCUCCAAAGAGCAAGGUCAAGACAGACUUUUCAGAAAUGGACGAAAAGGAACGGAUCCGGUUGGAGAACCGCGAGCGCAAAAAGCGCUGGCGGGUGAUCAACAUCGAGCGCAACAGAGACAAUGACCUGCGGGCGCGCGUGAUCAAGCGUGCGAACCAAAUCUUUGCCAGCCCCGAGGACGAGGAGAUCAAGAAAAAAUGGGUGGCAGAGGAGUUUGAGCGGCGCAAGCGCAAAAGACUCGAAAAAAACGGCACAGACAGCUCGCUCAGCACGGGCACGGACGCUGAGCAGAGCUCUGAGUCGAUCGCCGCACUGCUCGCUGAUACGCAGGUAUCUGCAAAUAUCCGGGCACUGUACGAGGCGUUGAACGGGCCGGCACGCGACGAGAACGUGUCGACGGUUGCGAUGUUUGCCACGUCGAUGGCCGCCGCAUACGUGGUGUACAACAAGUCGCUCAGCGAGAACCUGGUGCCGUCGAUCGUCAGCUCGCUCGUGAACUCGCUUAAUAACCAGCUGAACGGAAACACCAGCCACACCAGUGCGGUCAACUUUAAGGCUGUGGACCCUGCACCAAGUGUCAAACACACAGAGGAGCACAAAAAGGCCAAGAUCGACCCGGACCUGAUGAAACUGCCCGAUACGGUGGCCAAGUUCACGCAACCGGUCGCCGAGCCCGCGUACCCACGGCAGCCCCGCGCGCCUCACUACCAGAAACCGUCCGCAGACAUCAAGCCUGCUACUCCGACUGUGCGGUCGAUCGUCUCGAAGACACCGUCCGUGGAGCUCACUGGCGGGCUACGCAAACCGGGUGCGUUCCGCAAACCUGCUGGGUUCGAGAAACGCGGGUUCGGGAUCGGAUCUCUCUCUCAUAAAGACUAA
Molecule: messenger RNA, 2070 nt
Organism: Ogataea philodendri
Lineage: Eukaryota; Fungi; Ascomycota; Pichiomycetes; Pichiales; Pichiaceae
Exons: 1
Coding region: 1-2070 (689 amino acids)
Source: RefSeq, a predicted model, not a curated record